Messenger RNA from Podospora bellae-mahoneyi, 2205 nucleotides. RefSeq lists its product as uncharacterized. Bases 805 to 2205 code for a protein of 466 amino acids. Lineage: Eukaryota; Fungi; Ascomycota; Sordariomycetes; Sordariales; Podosporaceae. The record is from RefSeq and is a predicted model, not a curated record. The transcript is spliced from 2 exons. Gene Ontology annotation, molecular function: methyltransferase activity.
AGAACAUCAAGCAGCACACAGCUGCUCCCGCUUCGCUCGUUUGUUUCUGCCCGUCUCGCCUGCACGUUUUUUUAUCCCUUUCCCUCUCUCUGUCUUUCUCUCUCUCACCCACUCUCUCUCUCUCUUCCCUACCCUACCCUUCCUUCAUUGUCUCUCGUUCUCUCCCCCACCCUUUCAUCUGACAUCUGACCAUGGGCAGGUGGCCGAACCAAAUCAACGGUAUCGGCGCUUUUUGAACAUUCCAUCCAUCCAUCCCGUUUUCGGAUCCCAUCCAUCGCAGCGGGACAAACGGCUUUUUUUCUUUUCUUUUCUUAUUUUAUCAUUCUUGUUAUAUUUUUGGUUGCCACCUUUGCCCUUGACUUUUCCCAUAUCUCCGUUCUCGGCACUUGGUGUGUGUGUAUCUGUGUAUGUGUGUGUGUGUGUGUGUGUGUUUGUGGCCAGAGCCGGGUUUGAUACCAUAUCCGCCCUCUCGGCUCUCGCACCCGCGGUUUGCCUCACACGGGGAACAACAGCCAGUUGUGGUCACACAUCCCCAAAUCCCUCUCAUUUGACCCAUGGUGGGAUCGGCAACAAUUAAAACACCUUUCUCGUUCCCUACAAACAACCGAGACAAUUGCGCGCGUGUUGCGCCUUUCGAAUCCUACCCUAUGCGCCGUCACCUCUACCUAGUCGAGUAGCAGCUUUGUGAGCAGGAUAUCUUGUCGGGACAACUCUCAUGGGGGAAAGCGGCCGAGGUGGGAGGACGCAGUCAGCAGUGCUUAGGAAAGGCAAAGGGAGAAAAUAGGACAGUGACGAACAGUGGCGAUGAACUCGGUCGAGACUAUCAGAAACGGAAACGGCUUGUUGCCUGCUACGCACGACGUGCAAAAGAAGGAGGAGUCGCAUUGUCGAUCGCCGGUUGACAAGACUCCACCACCCUGCACGUUUGGCGAACCUAUCGAGGUUGACACGGACCCCGAGACGGAAUAUCGAGUGGUGGUUGUGGAAGCGGAUAGGAGGGUUGUGUUAAAGGUUGACGAAGACGGGGACGAGGACUUGGAAGGAAACGGCUACGAGGAGGAAGAAGAGCGCCCGGGUCACGCCCGGUCGGUGUACGCCAUGAGCACCUACCCUACCGUCCAACCGGCCCACCAGGUCGAAUAUCCAUUCGAGUAUGGGAUGGACGCCGCGACAAUAGACUCGUCCCGAACGCUUUACGCCGAAGAUGUCGAUUACAUAGAAGAAUAUGGACGAACGUACUGCGGCGACUACUACAUGCCGAUUGACGAAACCGAACAGACGCGGCAAUACGUGGUGCAUCAGGUGUUUCUGAAGCUAUUCGACCUUGAACUUACCACAGUGCCACUGGACAACCCACAGUACAUCCUGGACAUUGGGACGGGUAUUGGGGAGUGGGCGAUCGGCAUGGCGGAAAAGUACCCUCGCUGCGAAGUAUUUGGGACGGAUAUUGCGCCUAUCCAGCCGACGGACCAGGUGCCGCUCAACAUCGAAUUUCACAUUGAAAACGCCGAGGACGAAUGGAUAAGACCGAUGGAUGCAGUGGACUUGGUGCAUAUUCGGAAUUUGGACGGGUGUUUUACGGACUGGUCGUUUAUCUACAGUCAGGCGUUCAUGUGCAUCAAGCCCGGGGGGUGGAUCGAGGUGAUUGACUGGGACGAUUUGUUCUCGGAUGAUAACUAUUUGUCCUUCUUUCCCGAAGGGUCAGCGGCGCAUAUUCUCACCAAGGCAUCCAUCGAAGCGGCGGAACGGGCUGGACGACCUAGGGGGGUACAUAUGAAUAAGGACUUGUUGAUUCAAGCAGGGUUCGUCGACAUCAAGGAGCAGGUUUACGACCUCGGUAUUGGGUCGAGGGAAAACGCCAGCUAUGGAAAGUUUUGGCUGUUUUCCAUUGUGACGGGUAUCGAGGCUCAGUGUUUGAGAUUGCUGACCAAGUAUCUGGACAUGGAUGAGAAGUAUGUCAGGGGUCUGUGCGAUACCGUUUCGAAGGAGACGAAGGCGAUUGCGGAUGAUCCGGACAGGUUGGGUUCGUUUGUGGUCAAGUUGCGUGUCAUUGUGGGAAGGAAACCGCUGAUGCCUGGGCAGUGGACGGCGAAGGGGCUGGCGGAGAAUGGGGAACUGAAUGAUUAUUAUAGCGCGGAUGAGAGCACGAUUGGGGGUAGGUCGGUACGGAUGAUGCAAAGGUUAUCGGACGAACCAAUGGGGUGA